This is a messenger RNA of Symbiodinium sp. CCMP2592, 3597 nucleotides long. The record is from the annotation of a GenBank genome assembly. Lineage: Eukaryota; Dinophyceae; Suessiales; Symbiodiniaceae.
AUGGCAAGAUUUGUUCGGCCGCCCACGAUCAGACCAACAAGGCAGCCGAAAUUUGAAUGGCGGGCUUGCGAAGCGAGGUGUUUUGCCGGCUUCAUGUUGCCAAAGAGCCAGCGCCAGGGUAUUCAGAGGGAGGGUGGCGGAAGAUCUACAAGGCAGAUGUCGCCUUCGGAGCUCAGCACGGCUGUUCGGAUUGCCUCACAGGGGCCCAGAAAGCAGGAUAUGCGGUUAUGGCGCGAGUACGCUGAGGCCGCACUCUUCCAUGCAGGCGCUAUGCAGCCGAAACAGAUGGCGUUUAUUGCCAAUGGCUUUGCAAGAGCUGAAGUCCCCGAUCGGGAAGUUUUCGAUCGAAUGUCAGACCAGGCUAUCCACUGCGUCGACGAAUUCGAUCCGCGAGACGUUGCGCUUUUCCUCAAUGCUUUUGCCAAGCUCCAGUUUCGGGACCUGGCGCUGUUCAAGGUCUUCUCGAAAUCGAUCCGCAGGAGCGCUCCGACUGGCUUUGGCGAGCAGCAACUCGCACUCAUUUCCAACGCAUAUGCCAGGCUUGAGAUCGCAGACGGACCACUCUUCCAAAAGCUCAGCAGCUGGACUGUGGAGAAGGUAGUAGAGCUCACUCCACAAGGAACUGCAGCCGUGGCAAAUGCCUGGGCGAAGGUGACAUUUCGUGAUGAGAACCUGUUUGCAGCACUGGAGAGUGCGAUUGGUCGGAAUCUUUCAAGCUUCAAGGCUCAACAUGUUGCGAAUCUGCUGAAUGCAUAUGCAAAACUGCAGCUAAAGGAUGCAGAAGUGCUUGGACAGCUGGCCUUGCAAAUCCCAAGCCGGGCAAGGGAUUUGGUUCCCAUGGAGUUGUCCCAAUCUCUUCACGCCCUGGUAAAGCUCGGGAUUGCCUCGGAGAAUCGGAAAGCUCUCUUCUGCUUAGCGGAGGCCGUCGAAGAGCGUGCAUCGGAGUUCCACAGCCGCCAGCUCGCGGUCUCAAUGCAUGCCUUCAGCAUGCUGUCCACCAACCACGGGAAGAUGUUCCAAAGCCUGGCUCCGCAGGUGCUGGCCACACUGGGCAUGGCAGACGACCAAAGCGUCGCCAUGCUGUUCUGUGCUUAUGCCCGGUCUGGCCAAGUUCAUGAGCAGGUAAUUCGAGGCUUGAUGGACAAGCUGUCGGAUGCUAUUCCGAAUUCGGAACAACAGACGCAGGUGCAGCUUUUCUACGCAUGCGGCCGGCUUGCACUUCACAAGGAGCCUCUGACGCGAGUGCUGGCCGGAUCCUUGCGUGGCAAAGUGCCGAGUUUAUCCUCGCAGCACGUGGCCAACUGCCUUCUGACGAUUUCCCGCUUAUCACUGGCAUCCGAAGAGUUUGCGGCACUGCUGGCCGCGCUGCAGGCUCGGCUGUUGAGAAAAGAUGUGAAUUUCGAAGUGCAGCAACUGGCCAACUCUUUCCAUGCCAUUGCGGGCAUCCACGGUGACGGCGCGCCUGUGCAGCUGCACCCCACUCCUCUGCCCGCGCCUGUCCUACAGAUCUUGAUAGACCAGGUGGAGAAGUCAGGUCCAAGUUGGGCAGAGCAUCCACAACUCAUGGCUUCCGUUGCAGUGUCCUGCGCUCGACUACAGCACAGCUCUGCCGCUUUGUUUUCCCUGGUGAGCAAAACAGUUCGGAGCGGGGCGCGUGCGAACCUGUCGAAUCGUAACCUGUCGGACCUUCUUUGCGCUUAUGCGGCUUUGGGCUACUUCGACAUCGACCUUUUUUCCUGGGUGCUUGGCCAGUUGGAUGCAAACGGCCGUCUGGCAUCGAUUCCUAUGGAUUCUCUGGUCAACGUGCUGUCAGCGCUCGACUACGCCAACUCUGCGGCACCGGCGGCUGGCAUCAGCAGCUGGGAGGAACCGAGAACACUACACCUUGCAACAGAAGCUGAGGGCCAUCGACGAGGCGAUGGGCCCAUGUCGCUGCUUUUCCUGCAGUGCCCCGAGUCUUUUCAACUCCAGGCAACUGCUUUCUAUGAGCAAGUGGGCUUGGCACUACUCACGCUCUCGCGAAGUCUACCGGCUUUGCAGCUGCAAGAUCUUGCUUUGCCUUUCGCAAGGGCCGGAUUGCUCGACAACGCUGUCCCAUUCGAUCUCGUUACAGAGGAGACUCGACACUUCUUCAAGACGGCUGCACUGGCUGCCCCACCACCACCGUCACUGCUGAAAGUGCAGGGAAACCCUUGCAUUCAGGAGCUGGUCGACGACGGGGGGCCCGCCGCGCCAGGCGUCGAUGACCCACCGGCAGCUGGCACGCAGUGCUUGUUGGACCUCCUCUUGGAGGAGUUGCAGUCGGGUGCAGCAAGCGAAGAUGGAGCUGGGAGGCAUGACGGCGCACGUCUUGCCAGACUGCUAGCAAGAUAUGCUGGUCUAUUGCCGCCAGGUAAUGCAGAGGGCUCUUCCGCGAGGUCUGCUCCCCCGGCUGUGCUAGAUCCGAUCCUGAGGUGCCUGGGAGUUGUCCUGAAAGACUCCGCUCGGAGUUUGACCUUCAACGACCUUGCGGCUGCUUUGGAAACUCUUGCAGACGCUGGGAUUCGGCCACGCAGCGUGCUGGAGGCGCUGAUGUCUGCAGCAGAGGCUUUCCAAUUUCCUGCUUUACAAGAUGAUGCUGCGACAUCCGUUGCCGCUCUGCUGCACGGCUGGAGAGCUUCAGGGCGGCAGCUGAGUCCGGCCCUACGACGACGCCUUAAAGACUUCUUGUCCCAAUUCGAGGCUGCAGGAUCUUCCUUUUCGAUGCUGGGUGAUCGGCCAUUCCGUGUUGCAGCGCGCAUUCUGGCAGCCACAGAUUCAGGCUUGAUACACGAGGAGGGGCGCUCCCUUCAGAAAUUUCUCCACACUCUGCUUGCAGAGGCAGUCGACAGCCACGGACAUCACCACCCCGACCUUUUUGAGCUGCUACUCGCGUUGCAGCAAGUGGAAUCAGAUGCCAGUCUCGUCGAGCUGCUGAACGAUACCAAGGUUGUCCUCCAAGUCUUGCUAUGUCAGAAAGCUCCGAUUGGAGUGCAACCUGCCCGCCUGGUUGAAUUGCUGGAGAUGCUGGCAAGAUCUGGCGAGUGGGGCUCAGAGCUCCUGUCAGCAAUCGCAGAGGAAGCUUUAUCACAGUCGCAGGUUCUGGGACCAGCCGGUAUUGCAUCAGCUCUCCAGGCAUUGUCCAGGCUCGGCGCUUUAGCUGAGCCGCGGUGCCACCUGAGUCAGAGUUGGGCAAGCCUUUUGAAGAAAGACAUCGGUCAGAAGUUGCAGGUUUCCUUUCGUCAAGAGUCGAGCCAACUGGCACGUCUGGCUGCGGAUCUCAUGCGUUCACUAUUGGUUCUGGAGCGCCGACUUAGUGUGGCAGAGGCUGCAAAGGGAGCUCACUUUUGCACAUUGGCAUUUGAUUCCAGUGUGCUGACAGAGUCCGAGCGGGCAGAGGCUAAGGCCGGCCUCGCACGCUUGCUGGAGCGGCUUAGCUGGGACAGGCAGCGUUGGUCCACCGAGGACACCAAAUUGGUAAAGGAGGUGGCAACCCUCCUUCGAUCCGAAUAUCCGGAGCUGCUGCAGAGCAACUGGGUUCCACGAUCCGUUGUGACAACGAUUGAUUUGAUAAGAUAG